Messenger RNA from Microsporum canis CBS 113480, 882 nucleotides. Its product is annotated as mitochondrial 54S ribosomal protein MRPL1. The record is from RefSeq and is a predicted model, not a curated record. Bases 1 to 882 code for a protein of 293 amino acids. NCBI's taxonomy places the organism in Eukaryota, Fungi, Ascomycota, Eurotiomycetes, Onygenales, Arthrodermataceae. The transcript has 3 exons.
AUGGCCGCCACCCAGAGAUACUUAACUCCCCUCUCGAGGGGGAUGCUAUCUUCAUCUUUUCGACCGCAGGUUACAGCUCCUUCGUUCAUAUGCCCCCUCCAACAGCAACGGUAUGCCUCUAAGACGUCAAAGUCGAAGGAUACCAAACCCAAGAAGAAGAAGCCAAUGUAUACCCAAUAUGACAUUCGAGAUGCAAUCCAAUUCUCCCUAUGCGAUGCUAUGAGAUAUCUUCGCGCCUUCGAAGCCGGCCGAAAUACCACCUCCGUCAAAUACGAAGUCCACGUUAAACUGCGCACAAAACGAGACGGCCCUGUAAUUCGAAACCAGAUCCGCCUUCCGCAUGCUGUUCGAUCCGAUCUCCGAGUUUGUGUUAUCUGUCCGGAAGGAUCUCGCGCCGCAAAGGAAGCCAAAGCAGCUGGUGCAGAUAUUGUUGGCGAACAGGAAGUAUUUGAUGCUGUCAAAGCUGGAAAGAUUGACUUUGACGUUUGUAUCUGCCACACGAACAGUUUACAGAAUCUGAAUAAGGCCGGGUUAGGCCGUGUGUUGGGUCCUAGGGGUUUGAUGCCUAGCGCAAAGAUGGGUACGGUCGUGGACAACGUUGCUACUACUGUACGGAAUAUGCGUGGGGGCAGCAUUUACAGAGAGCGAUCUGGUGUUGUCAAGUUGGCAAUUGGUCAAUUGGGUUUCUCUCCAGAGGAACUCAAAAAUAACUUGGGCGCUUUUAUCACAGCAAUCAAGAAAGACGCUGCUGGUAUGUCAGACCAGGUAUCCAAAGACAUUGCAGAAGUGGUACUGAGCACCACCAAUGGCCCUGGUUUCAGUCUGAACGGUGAAUACAAGAGCGAAUCCUCUCCACCCAUGCAUGCAUUGACGGGAUGUUAA